AGUAAGACAAACGCCAUGACUGAUGAACCAUGUGAUAGUGUCAUAAUCGAUCGCAAUAGCAUGUGUAUUAGACAAAAAUAAGUGAAGAUGACAAUAAUUGAAUACAUACAGACAUUAUCGGAUAAUCCUUAUUUUGGAGCCGGUUUUGGUUUAGCUAGCUUAGGAGUUGGAGCAGCUUUUCUACGAAAAGGAUCCCAAGUUGCGACUAUUCUUUUCAAACGUCAUUACAUGAUCACAUUAGAAGUUCCAUGUCGUGAUAAAAGUUAUCAAUGGUUACUUCAAUGGAUCACCCACAAAGGUGCUCGUAAAACUCAACACUUGUCAGUAGAAACGAGCUUUGAAUUAAAAGAUACUGGACAUGUCAAUACCAAAUACGAAUUUAUUCCAAGUAUUGGUACUCAUUUUUUCAAGUACAAAGGAAAUUGGAUAAAAGUUCAAAGAACACGAGAGCAACAGACCUUAGAUCUUCAUAUGGGAAUUCCAUGGGAAACUGUUCAAUUAACAGCGUUUGGUAAUGAUAGAACGAUUUACUUCGAAAUUCUGGAAGAAGCUCGUCAAAUGGCGCUAAAAGAGCAUGAAGGCAAGACAAUAAUGUACACUGCACUAGGAAGCGAGUGGAGGCAAUUUGGUCAUCCAAGGAAAAAACGUCCAGUAGAUUCCGUAGUACUAGGCGAUGGAAUAGCUACAAGAAUCCUCAAUGACUGCAAGGAAUUUAUAAAUAAUCCUGGAUGGUACAGCGAUCGAGGAAUUCCAUAUCGACGUGGUUAUUUGCUUUACGGGCCACCUGGAUGCGGUAAAUCAUCAUUCAUUACUGCGCUUGCUGGUGAACUAGAAAGAGGUAUCUGCGUAUUAAAUUUGUCUGAAAGAGGACUUACGGAUGAUCGUUUAAAUCAUCUUCUUGCUGUUGCGCCACAGCAGACAAUUAUUCUUCUAGAAGAUAUUGAUGCUGCUUUCCGAGAUCGUUCUGAAGAGAACCACCGAGUUAAAACUGCGUAUGAAGGAUUAAAUAAUCUGACAAUGAGCGGAUUACUUAAUUGUCUUGAUGGUGUAGCUUCUACAGAAGCUCGUAUUUUAUUCAUGACUACUAAUUACAAAGAAAAAUUAGACGCUGCGCUUGUGAGACCUGGGCGUGUUGACGUAAAAGAAUACAUUGGUUACUGCAAUAAAAAUCAAGUUGAACAAAUGUUUUUACGGUUUUAUCGCGGCCCUAAUAAAUUAGAAGCUCUUGAGUUAGCUCGAGAGUUUGCUGAGGGUGUAAUAAGCCAAGGAAAAGACGUCAGUCCAGCACAAAUACAAGGAUUCUUUAUGUUUUAUAAAAAUGACCCGCAACAAGUAUUAACUAACAUCUCACAAAUAUGGGAAUUAACGAAGUAAUAAUUAUUGUUGUUUUUGCAAUUCAUUUAUUAUUUGUAUUGAGUUCUACUUAAUACAAAAAAAUACAAGUUUACUGCGGCAUUUUUUAAAACUGUUUAUUUUUUUUUUUUUUUUUUUUUUUAAAUUUUUUUUUAUUGAUAUAAAAAAUUAUCACGUAGUAUUUAUCACUGUUUAAUACUCACACAUCUACUACAUAAAUUAUACAUCAAUGUAGUGGUUAAUAUACAGAAUUAUUUGGAAAAUUUUAUCAACUUUUGAAACUGUUAAAACUUUGUUACA
Messenger RNA from Cotesia glomerata, 1653 nucleotides. RefSeq names its product mitochondrial chaperone BCS1 (gene Bcs1). Gene Ontology annotation, biological process: mitochondrial respiratory chain complex III assembly; protein insertion into mitochondrial inner membrane from matrix. Gene Ontology annotation, molecular function: ATP binding; ATP hydrolysis activity. The transcript is spliced from 7 exons. Lineage: Eukaryota; Metazoa; Arthropoda; Insecta; Hymenoptera; Braconidae. Gene Ontology annotation, cellular component: mitochondrial inner membrane. The record is from RefSeq and is a predicted model, not a curated record. The coding region runs from base 88 to 1374 and encodes 428 amino acids.